AUGUCCAGUCACGAAGAGCAACCCCACCAAGAAAAGAGGCAGAGGAAAGAAGAGGCGUCUCCGAUAUCAUGUUUGUCAGAUGAUCUGGUUCUGAACUGUCUGGCUAGAGUCUGGAGAUCAGACCACACGGCCUUAUCUCUGGUCUCCAAAAGUUAUCGCUCUCUAGUGGCGUCUCCUGAUCUUUACAAGAUCCGAUCGCUGAUUGGUCGCACUGAAACAUACGUCUACGUAUGCUUACGAAUCCCUACUUCUGUUCCAAGCUUACGCUGGUAUAUCCUCCGUCGUAGAAAAACCCUAGACGCCUCUGAUCUAGUUCCGAUCCCUUCGCUCCCCUCCCAGCCUGUGGAAGCAUCUUCUGUUGUGGUGCUGGACUCGAGCAUCUAUGUAAUCGGUGGGUUGAUAGACGGGGAGAAGCGCACUUCCGACGUCUGGAGCUUGGAUUGUCGGACUCACGUGUGGCACCCUGUCCCUUCCAUGGAAGCGGCUCGAGCUUACGGGGCUGCUGGUGUGGUAGACGGGAAGAUUUACGUGUUUGGAGGCUGCGAUGUUCAUGAUGACUGUGGAGAGGUAUUCGAUCCUAACACUCAAACUUAG
Messenger RNA from Brassica rapa (field mustard), 594 nucleotides. Its product is annotated as F-box/kelch-repeat protein At4g39550. The record is from RefSeq and is a predicted model, not a curated record. Gene Ontology annotation, molecular function: protein binding. NCBI's taxonomy places the organism in Eukaryota, Viridiplantae, Streptophyta, Magnoliopsida, Brassicales, Brassicaceae.